AUGAUUUUCAUGCAUGAACUAUUAAUAUUUUUUAUUAGUGAAGAAGAAGCAAAGUUUUUGCAGGAGCGUAUACAGACGACAGAGAAACAUUUAGCGGAUCUUUGCGAUGUUUUCAGUCAGUAUACUAGAAAAGCAGCGAGACUGAGAGACAAAAGCGAUGAAUUAGCACAGGUAGCAACUGCUUAUUCUUCAAAUGAGUCUAUAAAUAAGUCUUUAGCGUUAGGUUUAGAAAAUUUUGCAGAUUCUAUAUCGACUUUAGGUGAUUACGGUGAUCUUAGAACGCAAGCUUUGACGUUAAAAAUUACUGGUGCUUUAUCUAAAUACGAUAAUGUUUGCAAGAAAGCUAAAGAAGAAGUUAAAGAUAUUUUCGCCGCAAGACAAAAAGAAAUUCAAAGGAAACGACAACUGGAUAGAUUAAGGGAUAAAAAUCCAAGAAAUAGACAACUAAUAGAGCAAGCAGAAACUGAUUACCUGAAAGCAACUAGCGAACUAUCUAAAACAGUUCACGCAAUUGAAGAAAGAUCCGCAACUUUUGAAAAGCAAAAGUUACAUGAUAUCAAGGCGAUUUUACUGAACUUUAUAAGUAUCGAACUGGGGUAUCAUGCGAAGGCUUUGGAAGUUCUUACAAGCUCUUUUACGCAAGUAAACAACAUUAAUGAGGAUGUUGAUUUAGAGGAAUUUAAUGAAACAAGAAAUAAACUGGACUUGGAAUUUAAGAAGUCUUUACGUCUUUCCGGAUCAUUACAGAAAGCUGAUGGAUCAAGGGGAUUAUUACUUAGGUCUGCACAGUCGCUAGGAUCUCUGGGAUCCAUAUUUUCGGCAUCUGGCUCAAGAAGACCGACAACUGCGUUACACCAAUCCAAGGAAAAAAUAAAUAAACAGAAAACAAUUAAAUCAAAUGAAAAAAAACAUUCACAAUCUGAUGAUGACUCUUCAGAAGAAGAUACUUCUUCUGAUAUUGUCGAGGAUAAUGACGAUUCUGUAGAUACUGAUAGUAAGCUGUCUAGUGAUAAAGAAUCACCUGUAGUCAUUAGAAAAAGUAAUAUAAAACAUUGUAAUUAGGACUAACAAUACAA
Molecule: messenger RNA, 1076 nt
Organism: Sitophilus oryzae (rice weevil)
Lineage: Eukaryota; Metazoa; Arthropoda; Insecta; Coleoptera; Curculionidae
Gene: Fam92
Product: protein FAM92A
Exons: 6
Coding region: 1-1062 (353 amino acids)
Biological process (GO): cilium assembly
Cellular component (GO): ciliary basal body; ciliary transition zone
Source: RefSeq, a predicted model, not a curated record